AUGGCCUCUGCAGCCCUGCAUUGGCGAACCCUUCGAGCUUUCUCUCGUCAUGCCACAAACCCUUCCGCCGGUCUCUCUAGGUUGUUCUCCAUCUCGCUACGCCGGUCCGAGAUCGACAAGAUUUAUCCUUCCGCGGCCGAAGCCUUGAGGGACAUGAAGCCCAACUCAACGUUGCUUUGCGGAGGAUUCGGUCUCUGCGGCGUGCCUGACACACUGAUUGACCAGGUUCUCCAAAAACCCGAAAUCACCGGUCUUACUGCCGUGUCCAACAAUGCCGGAACGGACAACGUUGGCCUUGGCAAACUCCUCAAGACAAAGCAAGUCAAGAAGAUGAUUGCAAGUUACAUUGGCGAGAACAAAACGUUUGAGACCAUGUACUUGACCGGCCAAGUCGAGCUGGAGCUCACCCCACAAGGCACUUUAGCCGAGCGUUGUGCCGCAGGCGGCAGAGGAAUACCUGCGUUUUACACGCCAGCCGCCUUUGGCACCGUGGUUCAAACUGGCGAUCUCCCGCUCAAGAACAAGGCCGACGGCAGUCCCGACGAGUACUCUUACCCCAAAGAUGUCAAAGUCUUCAAUGGCAAGUCAUACCUGUUGGAGCAUGCCAUCGACGGGGACUACGCAUUUGUCAAGGCCUACAAGGCGGAUAAGCUCGGCAACUGUCAGUUCCGUCUUGCCGCCCACAAUUUCAACGGCGCCAUGGGCCGAAAUGCGAAAAUGACCAUCGUUGAGGCGGAGCACAUUGUCGAGCCCGGAGAGAUCCCCCCCGAGGCGGUUCAUCUGCCUGGUAUUUACGUCAAGCGCGUAGUUCAGAGCACUAGCAAGAAGAACAUUGAAAAGUUCACGUUUGCCAAGGAGGAGGACAGUGAUGCGAGCGCCAGGGCAGCGCUCGGAACCGGCGACGCAGCCGCCAAAAGAGAGAGAAUUGUCAAGAGAGCUGCCAAGGAGUUCAAGAAUGGCAUGUACGCCAACUUGGGCAUUGGUAUGCCUAUGCUCGCACCCGGAUUCGUUGGUGCCGACGUCCAAGUGCAGCUCCAGUCAGAGAAUGGUAUUCUCGGCCUGGGGCCUUAUCCCAAGAAAGGCCACGAGGAUGCAGACCUUAUCAAUGCGGGCAAAGAAACUGUCACUCUGAACCGCGGCGCGGCGGUGUUUGGGAGCGAGGAAAGCUUCGGCAUGAUCCGUAGCGGCAGGAUAGACCUCACCAUACUUGGCGCCAUGCAGGUCAGUGCAACGGGUGAUCUCGCAAACUGGAUGCUUCCCGGGAAAGUCAAGGGCUUUGGUGGCGCCAUGGACCUUGUCAGCAACCCUUCCAAGACAAAGGUGGUUGUCACGAUGGAGCACACAGACAAGAAGGGCAACGCCAAGAUUGUCAAACAAUGCGCUUUCCCCCUAACCGGAAGAGCGUGUGUGUCACGAGUCAUAACUGAGCUGGGUGUCUUUGAUGUCGACUUCGCACAUGGUCUGACGCUCGUUGAGAUUGCGGACGGCGUCACGGUCGACGAGAUUAAGAGCAAGACCGAAGCCCCGUUCACAGUGGCCGCGGACCUCAAGCCAAUGCUGUAG
Ustilaginoidea virens is the source of this 1563-nucleotide messenger RNA. RefSeq lists its product as uncharacterized. The transcript is spliced from 3 exons. Gene Ontology annotation, molecular function: succinyl-CoA:3-oxo-acid CoA-transferase activity. The coding region runs from base 1 to 1563 and encodes 520 amino acids. NCBI's taxonomy places the organism in Eukaryota, Fungi, Ascomycota, Sordariomycetes, Hypocreales, Clavicipitaceae. The record is from RefSeq and is a predicted model, not a curated record. Gene Ontology annotation, biological process: ketone body catabolic process.